Messenger RNA from Klebsormidium nitens, 2113 nucleotides. NCBI's taxonomy places the organism in Eukaryota, Viridiplantae, Streptophyta, Klebsormidiophyceae, Klebsormidiales, Klebsormidiaceae. The record is from the annotation of a GenBank genome assembly.
GUUCCUCAGCCUUCGCAAACCCUAGCUUCGUCGUGCAACGUAGUAGGGCUUCUUUUGCCAUUGGCUGCUGGCUAGUUUCCAUGAGAGGGAGUCCCCUUGUAGAAGAUGCAACCAACAUGGGAUACGGUGACGUUUAAGCGACCAUCUGAGAAGCAUGUGGACCUUAUGGAGAGGAAAACGUGUUAGGAUUCAGUCAGAAAAUCUGCUUGAGGACGUCACUAAAGCGAUCGCGGAGAUGGGGUUGGGGGUCGAUGAUCUGAGUGGAAAGGGCAAGGCGCUGCCAGAAAAGGAAAGCGAGGAUUGGAAGAUGUAUGCGAGACUGAAAGUUCUUCUGCGGACCGAGGAGGACAAGCUGGUGGUGCAGUUGUGGCCACGGGGGGCGUUGGAUGCGCUGCCGGACAAGACUCGGAAUGAGCUACGCAUCCUGUCGUUCUGUGACAUACCUCAGGAGAAGAGGACUACCAGAAUGAGACCAGACGACCUCUGGAUUUUGGUCGAAGAUCCCAUUCCUGCGGACCUGCUGCCUAUCGUUAAUCUCUGCAUGAAGCAGUGGGACGAAGCUGAGGCUAUGCUGACUUGCGUGAAAGGGAAGAAUCUGAGCAGCCCCCAGCUGGACGCGCUUUACAGCACGGCCUACUCUUUGAAAGUACCCUCGAUGGCAGGCUUGAUUGCUGCUGUUGACAGCGGAGACCUGAAGGGGAAGUCCACACUAGAGGAACUUCGAGAAGAAGAAGAGCGACACUCGAGACGAUCCGCUAAGCUAGGGGUGCGAAGCGGAGCUGUGCAUGGCAGUACGGACGCGCAGUCUGAUGCAACGGCUCAGCACAGCGGCGCACUACGGCUGCCUCUUGUUCCUCAGGAACCAUCUUCUCCGCUGUCCAAGCAGCUGCAGGAUACCCGUACAGAUGCUCCGGUCGAGGGCGUGCCAACGCUCCUCAAAUUCACAAGUAGUUCAGGGGUACGGGACACCAUCUGUGUAUACAUCGCCUCGAAGACGGCACAUGGGUCAGCGUCGGCUCUUCUUUCUCAGCUUGGAUGCACAUAUAUCAAGAUGUGGGACCGUGCCUACUUCACACUGCUGAUGGAGCAGCUGAAGUGGGACAUGGAGGAGCUAGGAGAGGGCGGAAAGGAGAUACGGGGAAAGGAGGUCCAUUCGUAUGACACGAUCAUAGGCCUCCUUGAGAAUGCGGGCAACAAGGCUCUGAAGGCCUACAAGGCCAACGGGACCAAGAAUCUUAUGGCGUGUCUGCUGGACACGAGGCCACAUGCUUCCUAUGCCGCUGCGCUGACUGAUAUCCGGGUAGGAGGUCCUUCCGCUGACCCGGACAGGCUGGCUGAGACGACUCCCGUCAUGUUCGAAGUAAAGCCUACGGACGCAAUGGAGGACGAGAAGAAGGUCGAGGACCUACAUGGGCAGGUGAAAAUUCAGUACAUCGUCGGGCUGCCAGCAUCACCAGUACCCCCCUUGGCCAUCGCUGGGGAUUACAGCACGAAGAUGUACGUGGCGUUCGCCAUAAUGCAAGAGUCCGUCAGGAUGAAGGGGCAAGAGUGCUGCUUCGUGUCCUUUGAGCUCCCCCCCCCCUUAGUGGUCGGCCUCGUUAGGCACUGGAUCGGACUCACUGAGGACUUCUUGUCCGGGAACCAGAGCGCUUUUCCCGCAUCCAUCGAGAUGGCAUGGCUGAGGCUGAAAAACACUAUCCAGACCCCGUGCAAAAGCAUCGAAGAAGCUCGGGCAGCGUCAGUAGCGCUCCAUCAAGCAAGAAGCAUGGCAGAGAACGAAGACCCGCAGUCGGAACCGGACGGGACGAUACAGGCACUGGGGGCCGCCCUUGAGGGCAGAGAGAUCGCCGGAUUGGAUGUCGAGGAGGUUGGCCCCUGAAGACAGCAUGGAUGCGUUUCAUGAUAGGACUGUAGAUCAUCAGCGAAGAAGACGUGGGGACCUUCUCCUCGGAAAAAGAGGAGCCAUCAGACCAUAUUCUGAUUCAUCUUAGGAGAGGAUCACGAAAAGUCAUCAAGCGACAUUGUUCAUGUUCAGGUGUUCAGAUCCGGAUGAGGCGAUGCUGUGUGAAUGCGUCAGAUUUUCACAUGGAAGAGAUUGUGUGUGGUUCGAGUA